AUGAGCAGGCAGUGUAGCUCCAGGUCGGUGUGCCGGGGCGGAAGGGGCUUUAGCUCUGGCUCCGCAGGCAUCGUCAGCCUCCAUCGCAGGUCCACCAGCAGCUCUGUCCGCCGCAGUGGAGGAGGUGGCGGGAGGAUUUCAGGAGGAUUCUGUGGUGGAGGUGCUGGAGGUGCGGGUGGUGGCUUUGGCAGUCGGAGUCUUGUUAAUCUUGGUGGCAGCAAGAGCAUCUCCAUAAGUGUGGCUGGAGGAGGUGGACGUAGUGGGUUUGGCGGUGGUGGUUUUGGCGGUGGUGGUUUUGGUGGUGGUGGCUUUGGUGGUGGCGGCUUUGGAGGUGGAGGCUUUGGUGGUUUUGGCAGUGGAGGUGGUUUUGGCAGUGGAGGUGGUUUUGGAGGUGGUGGAUUUGGAAUUGGUGGAUAUGGGGGUGGCUUUGGGCCUGUCUGCCCCCCUGGUGGCAUCCAAGAAGUCACCAUCAACCAGAGCCUUCUGCAACCCCUCAAUGUGGAGAUUGACCCUGAGAUCCAAAAAGUCAAGUCUCGAGAAAGGGAACAGAUCAAGACACUCAACAACCAAUUUGCUUCCUUCAUUGACAAGGUGAGGUUCCUKGAGCAGCAGAACCAGGUGCUACAAACAAAAUGGGAGCUGCUGCAGCAGGUGGACACCACCACAAGAACCCACAGUUUAGAGCCCUACUUCGAGACCUACAUUUCCAACCUCCGAAGGACAGUGGACCAACUGAAGGGCGACCAAUCUCGCAUGGAUUCGGAACUGAAGAACAUGCAAGAUCUGGUGGAGGAUUACCGGAACAAGUAUGAGGAUGAGAUCAACAAGAGGACCAAUGCAGAGAAUGAAUUUGUGACCAUCAAGAAGGAUGUAGAUGGUGCUUACAUGACUAAGGUGGACCUUCAGGCCAAAGUUGACAACUUGCAGCAAGAAAUUGAAUUCCUCACUACACUCUACCAAGCAGAGUUGUCUCAGAUGCAGACUCACAUCAGUGAAACCAAUGUCAUCCUCUCCAUGGACAACAACCGCAGCCUGGACCUGGACAGCAUCAUUGCCGAGGUCAAGGCCCAGUAUGAGGACAUUGCCCAGAGGAGCAAGGCUGAGGCUGAGGCCCUGUACCAGACCAAGUAUGAAGAGCUGCAGGUCACUGCUGGCAAACAUGGUGACAGUGUGAAAACCUCAAAGAUGGAGAUUUCUGAGCUGAAUCGGGUGAUCCAAAGACUCAGAUCUGAAAUCGACAGUGUCAAGAAGCAGAUCUCCCACCUGCAGCAGUCCAUCAGUGAUGCUGAGCAGCGUGGCGAGAAUGCCCUCAAGGAUGCCCAGAACAAACUGAAUGAGCUGGAGGAUGCCCUUCAGCAGGCCAAGGAGGACCUGGCCCGGCUGCUGCGUGACUACCAGGAGCUGAUGAACACCAAGCUGGCCCUGGACAUGGAGAUUGCCACCUACAGGACCCUCCUGGAAGGAGAGGAAAGCAGGAUGUCUGGAGAGUGUGCCCCCAACGUGAGUGUGUCUGUGAGCACCAGCCACACCAGCAUCAGUGGAAGUAGUAGCCGAGGAGGUGGCGGCUAUGGCUCUGGAGGAGGUGGCUAUGGCUCCGGAGGUGGAAGCUAUGGCUCUGGAGGUGGCGGUAGCUACGGCUCCGGAGGUGGCAGCUACGGUUCCGGAGGUGGCGGCGGAGGCGGCAGCUACGGCUCUGGAGGCCACAAAGGUGGCUCAGGAAUGGGUGGCGGCAGCUCUGGCGGCCGGGUUUCCGGCGGUGGUAGCUCUGGAGGCAGCUACAGCUCCUCUGGAGGCCGGGGAUCCAGCUCUGGGGGUGUCAAGAGCUCUGGUGGCAGUUCUAGUGUGAAGUUUGUUUCCACCAGUUAUUCCCGAGGGUCCAGAUAA
Urocitellus parryii (Arctic ground squirrel) is the source of this 1884-nucleotide messenger RNA. RefSeq names its product keratin 1 (gene Krt1). Gene Ontology annotation, biological process: keratinization; intermediate filament organization. NCBI's taxonomy places the organism in Eukaryota, Metazoa, Chordata, Mammalia, Rodentia, Sciuridae. Gene Ontology annotation, molecular function: structural constituent of skin epidermis. The record is from RefSeq and is a predicted model, not a curated record. Gene Ontology annotation, cellular component: keratin filament.